GACGCAAAUGAGCUGUUCACAAAGCAUAUUCCUUUGAGGUGUUCUCUUAUUCUACCACCAACCACGACAAACUCAUUGUUGGCAUGCUAUUGCAAUCAAAGAGACCAUGAAAUUUCUCUACGCUUCCUUCGAUCUCGAUCUCUUCCACCAAUAUUCCUUGGAGCCAUAUAUGCUUCACUCUCCCAACACAUCGUGGGCUUUAUUGGGCCUGGCAGGCAUUGAAAUUCAAACUCCUUUUGUUUUGGUACUAAGUGUGGCCGGCGGCACACCUGUUGGCUGUUACCAAUGGUCAAGGAAAAUAGACGGCUGGGACAAUUCCACGCGUCACCGCAGAUUCCACUUUUCUCUCUCUCAAGGGCAACCAGUAAACCACCGCGUGUCCCCUACCACGUGGCGUAUUUGGGGAUUUAUGGCUUGCCAAUCGAGUAAAGAAUCGUCUUUAGAUCUAUGGUGACAGCUUUGUUCCGUCAAAGACAUCAUGGCCGAAGCCCACUACCUCCAGACCUCAGCUUA
This is a messenger RNA of Tripterygium wilfordii, 513 nucleotides long. RefSeq lists its product as uncharacterized. The coding region runs from base 107 to 454 and encodes 115 amino acids. The transcript has 2 exons. Lineage: Eukaryota; Viridiplantae; Streptophyta; Magnoliopsida; Celastrales; Celastraceae. The record is from RefSeq and is a predicted model, not a curated record.